AUGGCAUACCCUGUGACUAUUUUGAUAUUAUGUUUUAUUUCCCCAAUUUUUAUGGAUGAGAGAGGAGAUAGGGUCAAAAGAAUUGUAGGGGGCAAUCCAGCAGAUCCUCCUCCAGAAGAUGACCCAACAGUUUACACAAAUUUUGCAGGUAAAGCAGCCCGAGUACAGGGUGUAAGAGAAUUUCCUCAUUAUGUCUUCAGGGGAAUCAAAUAUGCUCUUCCUCCGAUCGGAAAAAAUCGAUUCUUGCGGCCUAAGCAGAAGUUUUUGGAAGGACAUGUGGAUGCCACUAGAUAUGCUCCACCCUGUAUACAACCACGCCCUGGCACCAAUAUGAUUAUAGGCAGUGAAGAUUGUUUGGCUGUGAAUGUUUUCACACCUGAACUUCCUACAGGACUAGAAGGUUUACCAGUUGUAGUUUGGAUACAUGGAGGAGGUUUCAGAUAUGGAUCAGCAUCUCAGUAUGGUGUUCGACAUUUAGUAGGAAAACAGCUGGUAGUCGUUACAAUUCAAUAUCGACUAGGGUCUCUUGGCUUCCUCAGUGAUGGUAGCAAACAGCUUCCCGGGAAUGUAGCUUUGUGGGACAUGGUCCUCGCUGUACAAUGGGUCAGAAAUUACAUUGGCUUCUUCGGAGGGAAUCCUUACCGAAUUGUCGUUAUGGGUCACGACACUGGAGCCAGUAGUGCCCUUCUCGUAACUUUGUCUAAAGUUGCGAAAGGUUUAUCUGCUGGUGUAAUAGCGAUGUCUGGUACAGCAGUAUCGCGUUGGGCUGUCGAUAACAGUCCUCAAACUGCUGCCAAGGACAUUGCUGAUCAAAACGGGUGUCCAAUUGGGGAUAUUGUAACAAUGGUGAAAUGCUUGCAAACUUUACCCCCUGAAUCUAUAAUAAAGGGGGAUUCUUAUAUCGAGUUCCACAGGCUUCAAUCAAAUGGUUUCAUGUCUGGACUGUCUGGAAACUUGGGUGGUUCUCCUGUUACUGAAGGGGUCAAUGACGGCAGAUCUCUGCCAGGCCUCGUUGAAAAUGAACCAAUCAAUGAUUUGGAGAAAGAGAACAACCCCAAAAUACCUUUGUUAACUGGUAUCGUUAAGGAUGAAACUAAAAGAGCAGUUAAAGGAUAUAUGAAUGAAGAUAUCAUCAAAAAGCUGAAGACAGUUCCCAAUUACAUAGAAAAUGUGUUGGUAAACAAUUUGAAAGGAUUUAUUCCUCUCAAAAAUCAUCUGCAAGAGGUGAAGCAAAAUGCCGAAAAUUUGAUAACAGGAUUGAUACCUUUGAAUUUCAAAAAUUAUCUGCAACACAAUAAAGAUAAUUUAUUCGAAUCACUAGAAAAAAUAUCAGAUAUAACAAAUGAUGUAUUAUUCAAUGUUCCUGCUUUCCUGACAGUUGACAGAUGGUCAAGGAAUGGUGCGCCUACAUUUUUGUAUAGCUUUGAACACUUUGGAAAACUUAAAAAAGGGAAUACGUUUUUGAGGGGAUCUCCACUUGUUGGUAACGACACUGAAACACAUGAUGACAAUGGUACAGUAGGUCACGGGGAUGAUCUUGCAUAUUUGUUCGACGCAAACGAUGUGGAAGGAAAAUCACUCAACUCAGAUGUUAUUCUAAACGAAGAUGACAGAAAAGUCCGCGAUUUUUUCACGCAGAUGAUAUCGGAUUUUGCCCGUCACGGAGCUCCUAGGAUGAAUAAUAAAAAUAUCUUACCGUUUUCUGGUAAGACGAACAACUUCAUUCAGAUAAAACCCAAGCCAGAAAUAACGAACAAUUUCAAAUUUUGCGAAAUGGCACUUUGGUGCAAUAUAGCCGAGAGAUUGAAAAGCACUUCUUGUCAGUUCUUAGAUGCGCUGAAUACUUCUUUAAAAAAUAUUGAAAAUCUUGCUGGUGGCUUUUUGAACAAUACAGUGUUCAAUGGUAAUAAGAUAUGGAGUGGGAUGGUUAACAAAAGUUCAGCUCAUCAUUUUUCCAAUAUCUUUGGUGGAGGUAAUAAAAUUGCAUUACCAACCUAUGGUAGUGGAAAUACGACUGGAAUUGUAUCCAGCAGUAACACAAGCCAUAUUAAUCAUUCCAUAGGAAGUGGGAAUAAAAUCAAUAAUAAUGAAAACUACAUUGACGAAGAUCAUAAUAAACAACCAGGAAAUCUUUCCAUAAAAAAUAUUUCGGAUGCUGGACAUGCCAUCCUUGGUGGUGGUAAUGAGAUUUUACCACAAACCAGUGGUUUGAGUUUAUUGGCAAGUAACAAACAGAAUAAAGCAGUAACGAAUGUUCCAAAGGCUCCUUCAAGUAAAAUUAAUAGCAUUGACGAUUCCAUUAGUAAAGUUUUCAAUAAACCAGCACCUCCAGCAAAUAUUCUGGAUCAAUUGGGAGGAGUAAAUAAUAUUUUUGGAUCUGCAGGCAGAAAUAAACAACAAACAAACAAGAAGCCAGGGUUGAAUUUGGGGGGACUAUGGGGUUGA
Messenger RNA from Phaedon cochleariae (mustard beetle), 2445 nucleotides. The record is from the annotation of a GenBank genome assembly. Lineage: Eukaryota; Metazoa; Arthropoda; Insecta; Coleoptera; Chrysomelidae.